This is a messenger RNA of Micropterus salmoides (largemouth bass), 1938 nucleotides long. RefSeq lists its product as uncharacterized. NCBI's taxonomy places the organism in Eukaryota, Metazoa, Chordata, Actinopteri, Centrarchiformes, Centrarchidae. The transcript is spliced from 12 exons. The coding region runs from base 107 to 1852 and encodes 581 amino acids. Gene Ontology annotation, biological process: NAD+ biosynthetic process. Gene Ontology annotation, molecular function: lipid binding; nicotinate-nucleotide adenylyltransferase activity; nicotinamide-nucleotide adenylyltransferase activity. The record is from RefSeq and is a predicted model, not a curated record. Gene Ontology annotation, cellular component: mitochondrion.
CAUCAGCUCCUCAGUACGGCGGACAGAGAAGAGUGUGACACACUGUCGAAACAGCAACAAUGUGAAAAGAAGGUUCUUUGACAGUGGUGUGAGGGGGUAAACCAAGAUGGCCACCGGCCGUGUUCCGCUAGUCUUGCUAGCCUGCGGCUCCUUUAAUCCUAUCACCAAUCAGCACAUGAGGCUGUUUGAGCUGGCCAGAGACCACAUGCACAGCACAGGCCUGUACCAGGUGGUGGGUGGCAUCGUGUCUCCAGUGAGUGAUGGCUAUGGAAAGCAAGGCCUGGUACUGGCUAAACACCGAAUCGCUAUGACAAAACUGGCGCUCCAGAGCUCCAACUGGGUCACGGUUGAUGAAUGGGAGAGCGAGCAGCCAGACUGGACAGAGACUGUGGUCACCAUGAGGUAUCAUUAUGGGCGUAUCCUGAAGGAGUAUGAACAGAGCACAGGAAAGCACAACAACUCCAGUGGAAACACCAGUCCCCUCUCAAGCCCUUUUCCCCAGUUGAAGCUUCUGUGUGGGGCUGAUUUCCUCGACACUUUCAAGAUCCCUGACCUGUGGCGAGACGACCACGUGGAGGAGGUGGCUGGGCGUUUUGGCCUGGUCUGCGUCAGUCGAGGGGGGCAUCAACCUGAGCGAGCCGUGCAUGAGUCGGACACGCUCUCGCGCCACCAUCAAAACAUUUUCCUGGUGAGGGAAUGGGUGAAGAAUGAGAUGAGUGCCACCGAGGUCCGCCGGGCUCUGAGACGCGGUCUAAGUGUGAAAUACCUGAUCCCAGACUCUGUGAUAGAAUAUAUUCACCAGCACAAGCUCUACACAGAUGACAGCGAGAGGAGAAAUAAGGGCAUGGCACUGAGGCCGCUCACCAAGCAGGCUAAACAGCCAGUGAAGAGUCUAGAUGACCAGGCUCUGCACUCGGUCACCAGUAGCCGUCCUCAGCGGACCCCCUCAUUCACUGGAAGUAAGGAAAGCAGCAGAGAAACAGCCAGGAUGCCAGCUGAUUUGAACGGAUAUUGGAAAAUGAUUUCCAAUGAUAACUUCGAGGAGUACCUUAAGGCCCUAGAUGUAAAUGUUGCCAUCAGGAAGAUCGCCACCUUGUUGAAGCCUGACAAGGACAUCACUCACGAUGGGGACCACAUAAUCAUCAAAACCCUCAGCACCUUCAAAAACUACAACAUGGACUUCUAUGUGGGCAAAGAGUUUGAGGAGGACCUUAGUGGAGUGGAUGACAGGAAAUGCAUGACCACUAUCACCUGGGAGGGAGACAAGCUGGUGUGUGUGCAGAAGGGGGAGAUCGAAGGAAGAGGGUGGACCCACUGGGUGGACGGAGAUGAGCUUCAUCUGAAUUCCGCCCUCAUGCCCCUGGCUCAUACAAAAGCAGGAGUCCACCCUGCACCUUUCCCCUCCCUACACUGUCUCCACACAACAGUGUCACCAGCCGCCACCAUGCCUGCAGACUUUAAUGGGAAAUGGGUUCUGGAAACCAGUGAGAAAUUUGAGGAUUAUUUGAAAGUGCUGAAUAUUGACUUUGCUACAAGGAAAAUUGCCAUCUCCCUGUCUCAGACCAAAGUAGUCAACCAAGAUGGAAAUACGUUUGACUUCAAAACCCUGAGCACCUUAAGGAAUUAUGAGCUUACUUUCACUGCAGGGGUUGAGUUUGAUGAGUACACCAAGGGACUAGACAACAGAAAUGUAAAGAGUCUGGUGACCUGGGAGGGGGACAAGCUGGUGUGCACUCAGAAAGGAGAGAAGGCCAACCGUGGCUGGAAACACUGGAUAGAAGGAGAUAAACUCUACCUGGAGCUGACAUGUGAAGAUGUGGUUUGUCUUCAGGUGUUCAAGAGAAAAGAAUAAAAAAAUAUCUGUUUUCAUUUACUCAGUUAACAGCAUGUUAGCAUGUUUUCCCAAACAAAAUGAAUAAAGGUGCUUUUCAGACAUAU